CUGUAUGAUGCCGACGGCCACGAGCUGCUGGACUACACGUUGGCGUGGGGACUGCUGAUCGCCGGUUCCUGCCACCCGCGCAUCAACGCCGCCGUGCGCGAUCAGCUGAGGCGCAGCUACGCCGUCGGCGCCGGCCACGAGUUGGAGGUGCGGCUCGCGGAGCGCUUGACGGGAAGUGCUGCCGGGGGUGGACCUGGUUACGUUCGCUUCCUCCGGCAGCGAGAUCGUGCAGGUGGCGCUGCGCCUGGCGCGGGCGGCCACCGGCGCGACAAGAUCCUCAAGUUCGAGGGCCACUACCACGGCUGGAUGAACAAUGUGCUGGUGUCCCACCCACCCCCUCCGGCUGACGUGGGCGCGGCGCGGCCGGUGCCGGCGCUGGCCGCCGGGCAGCCGGCGGCCGAGUAUGCCGACACCCUGGUGGCGCCAUGGAACGACCUGGACGCGCUGCGGGCGGCGUUCGCGGCGCACGGCGAUGAGAUCGCCUGCGUGAUCACCGAACCGCUGCUGGCCAACUCCGGCUGCUGCGAGCCGCGCCCGCUACUUGGCCGGCCUGCUGGAGACCGCCCGUGCCCACGGCGCGCUGGUGAUCUUCGACGAGCGCGCGCGGCGUUCGCACCCCUGCUCGAUGGGCGCACCGUGCACUCCGGCUCCAACAACGGCUCGCCGGUCGCCGUCGCCGCCGCCCUGGCCACGCUGGAGGUGCUCUCCGAGCCGGACACCUACGACACCAUGCACGCCCACGGCCGCGCCAUCCGCCGCCACCUGGAGCAGGAAGCAAGCCGCCUCGGCGUCGAUCUGGUCACCUGCGGCGCCGGAAGCGUGUUCAGCGUUCACUUCGGCCUGCGCAAGCCGCCGCGCUGCUACGCCGACACCCUGGCAGCCGAUGCCACGGCGUUCGCCCGCUUCCCGCGUCCGCCCUGCUGCACGAAUGGUAUUUACCUGCUGCCCGACGGCCGCUGGUACGUCGGCGCCACCCACACCGACCGCGAGCUGCAGCGCACCCUCCCCGCCAUCACCGCCGCCUUGCAACACCGCCUGAGAUGGCGGUUGACCGGCGGGGGCGGGCGCGGGCAGCAUUGA
Geodia barretti is the source of this 1080-nucleotide messenger RNA. The record is from the annotation of a GenBank genome assembly. Lineage: Eukaryota; Metazoa; Porifera; Demospongiae; Tetractinellida; Geodiidae.